GUCGUUUGAGUGGGUUCGUUUGGUCAACACAUCAGGCGACAGAAAUUCUUCUCUAGUUUCGAAAAAUCAACCAUUUUGAAAAAUUGGACAUCAAUGCGGGCCAGCGUCGAGCAGUGAUAAAUAUAAACAUAACAGCAUUAAAACGACAUCAAAAUGUGCCUUUCUAAGCCCACCGUUGCUGGGGAUGCAGCAAGUGGCAGCUCUGCCAGCAGCAGCUGCACUGGAAUGCAGAGCAAUCGGACCUGCAGCUUGCGUGAUGUCUGUAGUAGCGCCGGGAAUGGAAUAAAACAUAGAGGUAACAAGGAUUCACAGACCAAAGAAGUAGAAGAUAGUUUAGGCUAUAAGGAGGAGAACGCCGUCUACAAGGAAAAUGAAGCGGCGUCAGAAGUGUUGGCCCAUCAGCAAAAGCAGCAGGAGGAGGCAGAAGAGGAGUACAUACCCCAAAUAAGAUGGCCAGAUCUGGGAGCCCAGAGUUUUCUGCAUGCGGGCGCACUGUACGGCAUCUACCUCCUGUUUUACGCGAAGCUCUACACAUUCCUUUGGGUUGCCGUAACCAUUCUGGUAUCGGGCAUUGGCAUUACGGCGGGCGCCCAUCGCCUGUGGUCGCACAAAUCGUAUACCGCAUCGCUGCCGCUUCGCGUGCUGCUUGCCUUUGCGUUCUCUAUAGCGGGCCAGCGCGAUGCGUACACUUGGGCUCUGGACCAUAGAAUACAUCAUAAGUUCUCAGAGACGGAUGCAGAUCCCCACAAUGCGAAGCGUGGUUUCUUUUUCGCCCACGUCGGCUGGUUGUUCCUCACUCCUCAUCCGAAGGUCAUUGCGAAGCGCAAGGUGAUCGACAUGUCUGAUCUGGAGGCCGACCCGGUUGUAAUGUUCCAACGCAAGUACUAUAUACCACUUUUCGCGCUCUGCUCGAUAGUGCUGCCCGUUAUGGUACCCUGGUACUUCUGGCAAGAGAGCCUUUGGAUGUCCUUUUGGAUCAAUUUCAAUAUGCGCUUCUGCUGGACCUUAAACGUGGCCUUCUUUGUGAACAGCGUGGCCCACAUGUGGGGUCGUAAGCCUUAUGAUAAGAAUAUUAUGCCCGUGGAGGCUCCGCUUGUGUCGCUUGUGGCUCUGGGCGAGGGCUGGCAUAAUUAUCAUCACGUAUUCCCGUGGGAUUACAAGACCGGCGAGUUCGGCAGUUACACACUGAACAUUACCACCGGUUUUAUAGAUUUCUGCGCCCGCAUCGGCCUAGCCAGUGGACGCAAAUUUGUGUCUCCGGAUAUGAUAAAACGUCGAGCGGCCAAAUGCGGCGAUGGGUCGCGAUUCCUCAGCGAUGAUUAUGCGCACAAGGAUCAGGUGUGGGGCUUUGGAGAUCGUGAUCUGCCCCGUGAAGAUCUUGCUGAGCUGGCAAAGAUGCAAAAUUAAAGCAGCACAAUUGUUGAUCGUUCGACUGAAAUACGUUGAGCCUUUGUUUACUGUAGUAUUAAUUAUAUUUUUUGGUUCACACAGGGAUAUAUUGUCAGUUCAAGAUCAGGAUUGUAAUUUAAAUCUUAUAAGCAUUACGGACCUUUGCAUUCAAACGAAUGAAGCUCGCACGUAUUAGAAGAGGCUAUUCAUAUACUGUUUAUCCAAUAACCUGAUAAUCGAUUACUAUAAUUACGACAUUAAAGAGAGAUAAUGGCGGCAUAUGUAUGUAUUUCCACCUGUGUGAACUCGUUCUUACAUAUAAACUCCUAAACUCACACAAACACACACACACCCCAUAUAUGUGCACAUACUUAAGUCAAGCUUUAGUUACUUAUUCAAGGGCAACAUUAUUGAUUGUCGUGUUAAAUAAAAGUAUAUAUAUAUUCGUA
This is a messenger RNA of Scaptodrosophila lebanonensis, 1838 nucleotides long. Its product is annotated as stearoyl-CoA desaturase 5. Gene Ontology annotation, cellular component: endoplasmic reticulum membrane. Gene Ontology annotation, biological process: unsaturated fatty acid biosynthetic process. The record is from RefSeq and is a predicted model, not a curated record. Gene Ontology annotation, molecular function: iron ion binding; stearoyl-CoA 9-desaturase activity. The transcript has 6 exons. Bases 154 to 1407 code for a protein of 417 amino acids. Lineage: Eukaryota; Metazoa; Arthropoda; Insecta; Diptera; Drosophilidae.